GAGCUGCCGCCAAGUAAAUCUCACAUUAGCACAAUACAAAUAACCUCCACCAUGAGGUUCUUGGCAGCGUUGGCAAUGCUCGCCCUCUCGCUCUCACUAACAGAGAGCGUGAUGGUGUGUUACCUGGAAUCCUGGGCUGUGUACAGGCCUGAUAAGGGCAUGUUUGAUGUGGAAGACACAGACCCAAACAUUUGCACUCACCUGAUAUUUGCCUUUGCUGGCAUCACCAACGACGGGGAGAUUAAGGUACUUGACCCAUUCCAUGAACUUUGCGACAACGACGGUGAGUGUGCCUUCGACAGGUUCACCGCUCUGAAGAAACAGAAUUCUGAAUUGAAAACCACACUCGCUGUCGGGGGCUGGACGGAGGGCUCCGAGAAAUACUCCAAGAUGGCUGCAGAUCCUGCCAUGAGGCAAACAUUCAUCAGCAGUACCAUGGCACUCUUGAAGGCACACGACUUCGACGGUCUAGACAUGGACUGGGAAUACCCAUGCCAGAGGAGUGGAAUGCCCCAAGACAAAGAGAACUUCGUCACCUUGUUGGGGGAGCUGGCUGAAGCGCUCCACGCAGAAGGGAUGAUCCUGACAGCCGCCGUGGGUGCCGGAAAAUACACAAUCGACGAGUCCUAUGACGUGCCGGGGAUAGCUGAACACGUGGACAUCUUGAACCUCAUGACGUACGACUUGCACGGUGACUGGGAUAACUUCGUGCACCACCAGUCCGGACUCUACCCCUAUAGGGAUGACUACGGGGAGAUGAAGUACCUCAACGACGACUACGCUGUCAAAUACUGGAUAAAGAAGGGAAUGCCGAGCAACAAAAUAGCGAUGGGUGUGCCCCUGUAUGGCCGCUGCUGGACUCUGGACGACCCCUCCCAGACCGACUACUACUCCUCCGCCAGCAACCCUGGAGAACCGGGGCCCUGGACCGAGGAGGCCGGCAUGUUGGGCUACAACGAGAUCUGUUACGGACAAACGACGCAGCCAGAUCAGUGGGUGAUAGCGACAGCCGAGGGCAUGAAUGAACCUUACACCUACCGCGGCUCACUCUGGUGCUCCUACGAGAACCACACCUCUGUUGCUAUCAAGGCUCAGUACGCCAAGGCGCACAACCUGGCGGGUAUGAUGGUGUGGAGUUUGGACACUGAUGACUUCCGCGGUGACUGUAAAGCUCGUCCCUUCGACCUGAUCAAGACCAUGGUGGAGAACUUUUGAGGCAACGAAUGAACCUUAAUAGAUCCGAGCAAAACUGUUCAAAGUUGUCCAGCAGGAUCCUUCUUUCACUGAAUGUUCAUAAUUACAGAAGAAACCCACUUGAAGAACAUUAUUAUGAAACACUAAAUGACAUUUACCUUAAAAAUCAAUUUUGUAAAAUUUAAAGGCUUACCAACUAAUAUGUAUAUUAGAAAAUGCUUAAGAAUAUCUAUCAGAUACCUAGCGGGUCAAAAAUUUAAAUCGAUUACUAAUAAAAUGGAAGUUUGU
Messenger RNA from Homarus americanus (American lobster), 1482 nucleotides. RefSeq names its product probable chitinase 2. Gene Ontology annotation, molecular function: chitin binding; chitinase activity. NCBI's taxonomy places the organism in Eukaryota, Metazoa, Arthropoda, Malacostraca, Decapoda, Nephropidae. The transcript has 8 exons. The record is from RefSeq and is a predicted model, not a curated record. The coding region runs from base 52 to 1215 and encodes 387 amino acids. Gene Ontology annotation, biological process: chitin catabolic process; carbohydrate metabolic process. Gene Ontology annotation, cellular component: extracellular region.